GUUGCAGUCCAAAGAGCACGCCUAUUUUUUACUUUAAACAGCGGCGCCGGUUGGUUGCUAGAAUGUUUAUGUUUAAGCUGAGAACCGGUAAUCUAGCUAGCAUGUAAAUACAACUUGGUAACGUUUUCACCGGCUAUAUUAACGUUUCAAUUACAUAGCUAUAGCAAAUUCGUCCACUUUAAAUAAGAAGACAUAACGCCCGGAUCAGGAUGAACAUGUCAGCUGAGGGAAGGACCCUCCUCUCAACUAUGUUACCAGGGAAGAAACCUAUGCCCUCGAAGGCUGCUAAAAAUAACUCUCUAACCGUGGCAUCGAAGAUAAAGACCAAGAUUCUCAACACAUCCUCGUUCUUCAAGGUCUCCCUGAAGACUAACAACAAGGCUCUGGCUCUGGCCUUGGUGGCUCAGAGGGAGAGAAGCAGACAGCUUGAAGUGGAAACUGUGCACCUACGGAAACAAGUGGAGUCUCUGAAUUUUGACCUGGCUAUUCGCAGAUUCAAGCACAACCAACUGAUUAUAAUCUUGAAAGACCUUCAACGCAACACUUUGGAUAACUUGGAAAGGGCUUUGGACCUCUUCUCUGAUGAAAAUGAUUCCCCUGAAAUAUCUGAAGGCCGCAGUAAGCCACCCCCUGAUAAAAAAGAGGAAAAUGGUCAGAUGGAGAGGGUAGCGGUUCAGAUACCUCUUAUCAUAGCAGAGCAGUCCAGGGAUUUGGUGUCCCCUUCAAAACAGACCAGCAUGAGCCAAGAGGUUGUAGUAAAUGACAGAGGAAACACGUCCACAAAUCCUUUUGGGACCCAAAGUAGGUCAUCAGAGUCCAAUGCCAGUAAAGAGAGCAUUAAUAAGAUGGAGCAACAAGUGGACAAUACUUUGAAAUCGACCCAAAAGAGAACAUCCCGACAAUCCAGUAGCCUAAAAGAUGAGGUGGAAAAGUGGUCAAAGAUUUAUUCUGACACUGGACUUGACCCUAUCCCAGCAGUCUUGCCUUCUGUUGUCUCCACAACUAAUAUUCUACAGCCCUCUAUUACUGAUAAAGUUGUGCACCAUCCAAACAGCUUAAAGAUGGAGACUACAUUGGCGCUUGCAAUAAAGACCACUGUCGGGGAAGCAGAGAAGACCACCAUCAAUGAUACAGAGAUGGAGAUAACUAUUGGGGACAGCGCUGCUGAAAUCGUUACAGUGGAGACCAAGCCCAAGAAAGCUGGUGGACCGAAGAAACUGAAGGUGCCAAAGACAAAAAUCCCUUGUCUAUUAGUGAAGGUUGGAAAUAAGAACUGUGGGCCAACACAUGUUGUUGAGAAUCUAGAGGGGAAGAGCUCUGCUGUAAAUGUGGAGCUGCCGACAGUGAUACAAAAGGUGUUUUCCCCAACACCACUACAUACAGACAACCCUACAGCGGAGAGUGUGGAUGUAGAACACCGAGAAGAGGACUUCAUAGAGAACUCAGCCAGUGAGAUAGAAUCCCUUGUUGCCCGCAGAAAGACUUAUGUCACCUCUCGCAUCACCAAACACAAAAAACCUACCCGAGAAUCCCAUAAAACAACACAAGAUUUUCCAAAAACGUUUGACCCAAGAAAAACUUUUGAAGUGCCUCUCCAAUCCAAAUCCCAUCGAAGUGUCUCACCUGACCCCUUUGAAGAUGACUUUUUCGAUGACCCUGAAGCUCAGAAGUCUGUAUUUAAACUAGCCGGGGCAAACCCAUUGGUCAUAGAUGCCACGGAGAACAAAGUCACUAAAACUAAAGGUCACAAGACUUUUGUGAUUUCUAAUGAGCCUACAUCUAGAAAGGGCCAGAAGAAAUCCAAAGAACGCAGGAAGACUAAAGCACAGCCUGUCAUGGUGGACCAUGAAUUACACAUUGAAACAGAAAAGGAUCCAUUCCUUCUGCCUCAAUCUCUCAUUGAAGAGGAGUCUCAUUCUCCUGAAGGGUGCCCAGCCUAUGUAGACAUGGAUACCACCCUGCACGAAUACAGGGAAUCACACAGUGCUUCCAGACCUGGGUCCACUACACGGAGCAGUAAGAGACCCACCAGAGUGAAAGGCAGAGGGCGGUUUGUGGUCUCGGUGAACAGGGACAGCUCCUCGGUGAACAGUACAAUAUUAGAUGAUGCUUGGGCUGAAAAGCUGGCGUGCACUCCGACUACGGGGUAUGACUCUGUUGCAGAAGAAGGGAAAGAAACGGUCAGGGAAGAAAUCAUAGAGGAGCAUCUGACUGGACCUCACCCAGAUCACUGUCUAGCUGCUGGGCGCAAGACUACAGACUCUGGGGCUGAAGAAACUCCUGCCUCCUCUAAACGUCCAUGGCUUGCUACCCAGGAACCUGCAAGGAAUUCAGAGGGCCAAGAAAGCUUAUGUGUUGAGGAAGAAAUGCCCCCAUGGGAGAUCGGUGACUCCAUUUCAGUUGCUGCAGAGCAAAAGCCCAAGAAAGCCAGGAGAGUGGAGACGGCAAAAUCAAGGAUGAAGACUGAUUCACAGAAGGGUUACUGUCUUGCCCCUGUGAAAGAAAGGAAAAAAAAGACUAAAAGUAGCAUCACUAAAGGAUUGGUGCCUGGGGGUGCAGGUAAUAUUUUGUCUAGUAAGACUCUGGAUAGCCAGAGUAGUAUAGGUGUACGCACUGCAGCACAAAAUGCAGAAGUACAGCCUGUGGCGGAUCCCAAAGUUUUGCACGUCUUCACACACUCUGCCACCACUGAGGAGAGCUGUGAAACUCAUGAACGUUUCUCUUCACUUGAGGUCCUGAGUCCAGACUUCAAAGUCAGCAGCUUCAAGCCCCGGUCCAACCAUGGCCCUAAACCGAGAUGUAGAGACACUUUUGUCAUAACCAAUAGUUUUAGCGAUUCCACCAGAAACAGGAAGAACCACAUUGUUCCUGACUCCUUGUCCCAGGAUGAUGGUGACACAAACAGCAGGACAUCUAAUGUGUCAUUAUCAACUGUUGAGACCAACACAGAAUUGCCUGACAGUGGUGAGGGAGUACGUCAGAGCCUGAGGGAGCUGCUCAUGGACGAUAGGCCUCCGUGGGAGUCCUCUGUGGAUGUCAGCUGUUCAAAUGAGACUGGAUUUGACACUCCAGCCUCAAGCCCUAAAAGGGUUGCUUCUUCUGCUCACAAGGUUGCUGUAUAUAAAGAGUCGGCUGAGGUUAUGGCUGAAAGAUCUCCAGGUACGAAGGAUUUUAUUGUUGACUGUAUUUUUAUUUGUGUGAGAUGUAGGUAUUCUAAUGGUUGUUUUUAUGUUUUACCAACAGUAGCAGAAAGAGCCCUGAAGCCACUAACCAACACCAACUGGACGGACGAUGAGGACACAGGACGGGCCAGGCGACGGGGAGCUGCCAUUAGCUACAAGUUGCCACCCAUUAACUGCAAAAUGAGACGUGGAGAUAAGUUCUCAGACACCAAGUACCUGAGUUCUCCCAUUUUUAAAGCGAAGAAGAAGAAGAAAAGACUACAACAGAAGGACCCAUAUAAACCUGGCAGUUUGGAGAACAUGCAUUCAGUUAAUUGACUUUAUUCUGUGACAUCUAAUUUAAUUCUUACACAUAUUGCCAAUGCUUUUAUUGUGUUUCCCUUUUGUUUUAAUAUAAGUUUACAAAUAAAAUGUCAAUACAUUUUAGGUUGAAAAUCUUUUUGUUAAUAUAGCACCCACUUUAUUAGUCAUGAAGGAAUAAAUAAUUGAAUACGCCUGUAAGAAAUACCACAUUUUUUUUGUGACAGUAACAGAUAUGUGAUACAGCCAUACAUUAUCUGGAUGGUCCAGUCAGUCACCUAAGGGUAAGUCGAACACCCAUACGCAAUAGCUAGUUGCCUCUAAUGGUAUAUUUAAAGUUGUUGCAAUAUGAUUCGAUGGAGCAUGUUACAAAACAACUUUAAUUAUGCCCUUUGGGGCAGCUAGCUAUUGCUUAAGGUUGUUCAACUCAUCCUUAGGUGACUGACUGCACCAUCUAGCUAAUCUAUGGCUGGAUCACAUCAUGGUUAAGUGCCGACCAACGCACCUCCUUAUGUUUCUAAAAUAAUCUGGACCUGUAUUGUGUGAGUGAUUGACUGGAGGCCCUGUGUGAAUUAUUCAGAGUAGGCUGUUCACUUAGGAGGCUGUGGUUGUCUUUCUGCUCCCCUCGGUCUCUACUGUACACAGCCUUUCCACAAGCAGGUGUCCCCUGAAGCGGCUACCGUUUGCAGUGUGUCUUUUGGUUGGUUUAUUUACAUGAAACACAUUUGUGAUUUUGUGCUACUCUGACAUUUAGAGUAGUACUGCAGUUUUUGGGUGUAACCAUUGCUGAUAAUUCUGCACCGUGUGGUAAGUACAGAUUGCUAUACAACAUGAAUGUGUGUCUCUGUAUUAAAAAUAUGACCACCUGUAAUGUUAUAUGGAUUUAGAUUGCCAAUUUGAUCAUGUAACUCAGAUUUGAAUAAGCACCCAUUUUACCAGGCACAUGCUACAUAAAAUGUUAUGUAAAUCAACAGUGACCUAUUUAGGUCAACAUCUCAUUUUGGAGACUAGUUGUGGGAAAAGGUUGUGAGGCCAAAUCUUUGUCAGACACAGUCUAGACCUACUUCUAAUCACCUUGCUUUUGCCUUGCUUAAGCACUUCAGGCUGCACAAUAAUCGUCAGUGAUUAAAGGUUUAGUAAAAACCUA
Messenger RNA from Oncorhynchus kisutch (coho salmon), 4629 nucleotides. RefSeq names its product shugoshin 2 (gene sgo2). The record is from RefSeq and is a predicted model, not a curated record. Gene Ontology annotation, cellular component: nucleus; chromosome, centromeric region; kinetochore. Gene Ontology annotation, biological process: meiotic chromosome segregation; meiotic sister chromatid cohesion. Bases 210 to 3500 code for a protein of 1096 amino acids. The transcript is spliced from 8 exons. NCBI's taxonomy places the organism in Eukaryota, Metazoa, Chordata, Actinopteri, Salmoniformes, Salmonidae.